This is a messenger RNA of Stomoxys calcitrans (stable fly), 1730 nucleotides long. RefSeq names its product cytochrome P450 6d1-like. Gene Ontology annotation, molecular function: monooxygenase activity; oxidoreductase activity, acting on paired donors, with incorporation or reduction of molecular oxygen; heme binding. NCBI's taxonomy places the organism in Eukaryota, Metazoa, Arthropoda, Insecta, Diptera, Muscidae. The coding region runs from base 17 to 1576 and encodes 519 amino acids. The transcript has 5 exons. The record is from RefSeq and is a predicted model, not a curated record.
GAAGAAGAUUGUAGCCAUGUUAGUAGUAUUAUUGAUUUGGUGCCUAAUAGCCUUAUAUGUGCUAAUAAAGCGUCAUUAUUCGAAGUGGCAACGUCUGGGUUUUGCCACCGAUGAACCUCUAAUACCUUAUGGAUCCUUGACUAAACUCUCUAGGAAAGAACGUCACUUUGGCCUCAUCAUUGCCGAUUUGUAUGAGAAAUAUACGAAGGAUAAGGUGGUGGGCUUUUAUAUGUUCUUCAAGCCCACUCUAUUGGUGAGAGAUGCUGAAUUGGUGCGACAAAUUUUGACUACAGAUUUUGGAAGUUUCCAUGAUCGUGGUCUGUAUGUGGAUGAGAAGAAUGAUCCGUUAACAGCAAGUCUUUUCAACUUGGAGGGACAAUCAUGGCGUACUCUGCGUACCAAAUUGACGCCUUCAUUUUCUUCGGCAAAACUGAAGGCUAUGUUUGAGACUGUGGAUGCUGUGGGAGAUAAGAUGAUCAAAUAUUUGGGCAAAGAAUUGGAGGAUGGUCAGAGCCAUGACAUGGAAAUAAAACGAGUGACGACAAACUAUGCCAUCGAUAUUAUAGGUUCGGUUAUAUUUGGUCUGGACAUUGAUAGCUUCUCUAAUCCCAACAAUGAGUUUCGCAAACUAAGUGAACUUGUGGUGGGUAAUGAAGAAACGAACUUUUUAAGGCGUUUGCGCAAUCUCACGAGUUUUGUGAGUCCACCUGUGGCUAAAUUUUUAUCCUCAUUGGGAGUCAAAGAUUCCAUAUCCCAUCGUCUUAGAGACAUAGUCAGCCAUACCAUAGAGUAUCGUGAAAAGCAUGGAGUUAUACGCAAAGAUUUGUUGCAACUUUUAAUUCAGCUCAGAAAUACUGGCAAAAUAUCCGAAGAUAAUGAACGAGUCUGGAGUACGACGAAUGAGACGAAAGCGGAACAUUUUAAGAAGGCCAUGUCCAUAGACAUGAUUGCCGCAAAUUCGUUUCUAUUCUACAUGGCCGGCUCAGAGACGACAUCUGCCACCAUAUCAUUUACGCUCUAUGAAAUGGCCAUGUAUCCGGAUAUAUUCGCCAAAGCCCAAAACGAGGUGGAUGAGAUACUCGAAAGGUAUGGCCUUAAGCCAGAUGGACAUUUAACUUAUGAGGCCAUACAGGAUAUGAAGUAUUUGGAUUUGUGUGUUAAAGAAACUACUCGGAAAUAUCCUGCCUUGCCUUUCCUCAAUCGCCAAUGCACUAAGCAGUAUCAAGUGCCUGAAACGAAACUUGUCAUACCAGAAGGCACAGCUAUUAUAAUAUCCUUGUUGGGCAUGCAUCGUGAUCCUCAGUACUUUCCCAAUCCUCUUGAUUACAAACCGGAACGUUUUGGCGAAGACUCCAAAGAUUAUGAUGCUGUUGCCUAUAUGCCAUUUGGUGAUGGACCUAGACAUUGUGUGGCUCAACGCAUGGGUAUAGUAAACAGUAAAACUGCUCUAGUGAAAGUUUUGGCCAAUUUCAAUAUUGAACCAAUGCCACGUAAAGAAAUUGAAUUUGUCUUUCAUACUGCUCCGGUUUUAGUGCCGAAAGAUGGCUUAAACAUUCCUCUAUCGAAGAGAAAAUGAAGAAAAUGUGAAAACCAUUUAAUAUGCCCAUAGUUCAUAAGCAAAAUUGAAUAACAAUUAGUCAGUCAGCAUUGAAUAUUUUGGCUAUAUGAAGAUGAUAAAUUUGAAUACCCUACACUGAAAAAAAAAAUAAAAAUCAUUUCCAAUCACGAAA